AUGGAACUUCUGCCUCUGCUCCAUCAGCUGUUUACCCAGAUCUCUGACUUACUCAACCCUAUAACCAACCUCCAGAACCAACCAGGUGUACAACUCAAGCUGCUGCUAGAGGCCCAAUCAAAGCUUGAGCACACAUUCGAUCAACUUCAAGAACUCCUUUUUCGAGAAUCAUGCCCAAGAUUUGAACCCCGUGAUCCACACCUCGAAGAAGCCCAAGUCGUAUAG
Messenger RNA from Puccinia triticina, 225 nucleotides. RefSeq lists its product as uncharacterized. NCBI's taxonomy places the organism in Eukaryota, Fungi, Basidiomycota, Pucciniomycetes, Pucciniales, Pucciniaceae. The transcript has a single exon. The coding region runs from base 1 to 225 and encodes 74 amino acids. The record is from RefSeq and is a predicted model, not a curated record.